ACACGACCUAAAAAAUUAAAACAAUUCGAUGUCACAUUUUUAACGUUAAAAGAUUCGUUUUUACAAUAGGUGUACUUAAUGUCGUAAAUAGUCAUUCUACUUUUAUGUUUACGUAAAUUGUUAACAUUGAAUAGAUUGGUAUGUACAAUGCCUUUGUUUUCAAAUAAAUUCUCUCCCAAGAAGACGCCUACAAGAAAGGCAGGAGUAUUUUUAGCAAACAAAGAUUUGAGUCCAAAGCGAAUUGAAAAAGAACUUGGACCCAAUGUUGGUCCUAUACGUUUGAAAUUGGGGGAUCAGGAAGCUGUUUUUGAGUCUGGUUUAUGGAUUCCAGAAUCUGGUACCAUUGGAGGAACUUACAAAGAAAAUGAAAAAUUAAAAAAAGAAGUAAAGAAAUUAGAAGAAGAAAACAACUUGUUGAAGCUAAAAUUUGAAGUACUUCUUGAUAUGUUGACACAAACAACGGCAGACUUUCAUUCACAAAAAGAAGAGUUAGAUAGAUUAAAAAGAAAUUCAAUGUAUAAUAAGGGCAGUGAAUCUUGAUAUAGACAUAUUAAUUCACAUUUAUAAUAUAAAAUUUUCAUAUGUAGGA
Messenger RNA from Hylaeus volcanicus, 589 nucleotides. RefSeq names its product protein chibby homolog 1 (gene Cby). The record is from RefSeq and is a predicted model, not a curated record. The transcript is spliced from 3 exons. The coding region runs from base 148 to 540 and encodes 130 amino acids. NCBI's taxonomy places the organism in Eukaryota, Metazoa, Arthropoda, Insecta, Hymenoptera, Colletidae.